Camellia sinensis is the source of this 1393-nucleotide messenger RNA. Its product is annotated as putative WRKY transcription factor 30. Gene Ontology annotation, molecular function: DNA-binding transcription factor activity; transcription cis-regulatory region binding. Gene Ontology annotation, cellular component: nucleus. The record is from RefSeq and is a predicted model, not a curated record. Gene Ontology annotation, biological process: regulation of DNA-templated transcription. NCBI's taxonomy places the organism in Eukaryota, Viridiplantae, Streptophyta, Magnoliopsida, Ericales, Theaceae.
UCCCUCAAUUUCUCCAUUCAAAAAAAGAGAGGCCUCUCCCUUAUAUGCAAAGAGCAAAACGCAAGCCUCACUCAACCUCCCUAUUCCUUAAGUUUUCUCCCUUUUGUUUAUUCUUCAUUUCACAUUUUGGCGUACUUGGGGUGGCUUUUAUAAAUGGAGAACUCAGCAGAUUGGGAGCAAGAGAAUCUGAUUAAUGAGCUGACACAAGGGAUGGAGCUAGCUAAGCAGCUCCAAAUACAUCUCAAUGUGACUACUUCACCACACGAUACCCGUGAAUUGUUAGUUCACAAAAUCCUAAAUUCAUACGAUAAGGCGCUCUCAAUGCUGAAAUUGAAUGGAGAGACACAGCCCACUGCAGCAGCAAUGGGAAUGGCUGAAUCCCCGCAUAGCGAAGAUUCUGACAAGGAUUUUAAGGAUCAUGAACACAAACAUGUUUCUAAAAAAAGGAAGAGUAUGGUACGCUGGACAAAACAAGUGCAAGUUUGCCCAGGGCCUGGACUUGAAGGGUGUCUUGAUGAUGGCUAUAAUUGGAGGAAAUAUGGGCAGAAAGACAUUCUUGGGGCCAAAUAUCCUAGAGGCUACUAUAGGUGCACUCAUCGUAAUGUCCAAGGUUGUUUGGCAACAAAACAAAUACAAAGAUCAGAUGAAGACCCAACAUUGUAUGAAAUCACUUACAGAGGAAGGCACACCUGCACUUUGAUAACUGCUCCAUCAGCAGCAGCAGCAUUACCCGACAAACAAGAACAACCAAACAUGUCUCAACAAAAUUACCAGCAACAGUCAUGCGAAAUACAGUUCAACUUUCAAACAGAACUAGACAGUAGUACACGCGACCAAUCAAUUCCUUCAUUGUACUUGCCUUGUUCUGUGUCAAAUGUUAUGGUCAAGAACUAUGUUGACUCAGCUUCCAUGGUUGAUAACAAUUUUGUGGGUAAUUUGUAUCAUCCUUUGUUAGUGUCUCCUUCAACAUCUGCAGCAACCCAAAUGGGCGGCUUUGUAGGGGAUUGGAACCAAACUGUGAUGGCUUCAGAGUCUGAACAGCUCAUGGAGAUAGUUUCAGCAGCAUCAGCUACCAACUCUUCUACUGUUGGCUUGGACUUCCCAUUUGGUGCCUUGGAUCUAUUUGAUCCAACCUUUUCUUUUGAGAACCCACCAUUCUUUUGAAGUUAAUGUGAUUAAAUACUUUUGUACUAAAUUUAUUUAUGGAAUGAGGAGCCACUUUAAGGUGUGAUUCAUUCCACUAAUUCAAUGAUGACUUAUCAUUCAAUAAAAUUAGAGAUAGGGAUACAUAACUGAUCACAGAAAGAUAUUUCAUAUAGAAAACUGCUUCAUUCAAAUUGUUUCACUUAUACUUUAUGUAUUUGAUUCUAUUUAAUGAACAAAUUUAAUAUAA